Molecule: messenger RNA, 1194 nt
Organism: Cryptococcus wingfieldii CBS 7118
Lineage: Eukaryota; Fungi; Basidiomycota; Tremellomycetes; Tremellales; Cryptococcaceae
Exons: 2
Coding region: 1-1194 (397 amino acids)
Source: RefSeq, a predicted model, not a curated record
AUGCCCCCCCUCUCCACCCCCCAAGCGGCACACCCCGCAUCUCGCAAACGGCGCGCCUCCUCUCCCCACGCCGCAGACAAGCGACGCCGCCCGAAUCUCGCCAACGGCUUCUCCUCCCUCUCCCUCCACACCGCCGCCCAGUCCACCCCCCCGCCCAUAGACGACACCGACGACGAUGGACUCGGCCCCUCCAACUAUCCCAGGAGCAAUGAUCUCAAGGUCGAGGUCCUCCCAGAAUCCAGCGCAACGCAAGAGACCUAUGCCCCCACUCCCCACCACCGCCACGCCCGCCCCCACCACUGGUCACAUUCGUCCUACGGCCGGCCCCCUCCGUCUUCUUCGUCCAAUUCCCCGCCAUCGUCCAGCGAUGAGACGUAUGACUCGGAAGCCACCACGACGCGUUUUUCCAGGCCAAGAAGAUAUGCAGGAGCAGCGCAGCAGGCGGAUGAAAUCGUCCAGCCAGACGCCAACGAUCCUGUGGCCGGCUACGAGCUGGGCAUCGAAGAUGUGACCGGCGUGCCCCCGCCCCUGCGAGGAAGGCGGCCUCGGGAAGACGACUCUGCGGAAGGCCCAAUUGAGAAGCGGAGGAGACGAGAUGACAUGGAUAUAGACAUGGACGCUGAACCUGAGCCACACUUGGGGGAGCCCAACAGUAUCAAGGAUAGGAUGAGAAAGAGAAAGACGGUGUGGCAUGAGCCAGAAAAAGACCGCAUUGUAAUCACCUCCCUCUCCGAUUCAGACUCGCGCUCGUCACGCUCUCCUUCCCCCGAAGUCGAGCUCGCUCAAGGCCACCUAUCGCAGCCGGGCGAGCACGGCUUCACUCUCUCCCCCUCCCUUCUCACCCACCUCAUGAGAGCGCGCCGAGACUAUGAUUUUCAAGUUCCUCUCAGCGAGCUGCUGCGAAACAAUGAGCGGGGGUUGACGGUGUACAGGCCGUUGGGGAUAUCUCCAGGGAAAUGGAAGGACGAUAUAGUCAAGACGUGGGAGGAAGCGCAGGCGGAUGCGGAUGCGGGGCGAUUCGAGGAGAUUGAUGAAGAUGAGGGUCGCAGUUUCACCCAGUUCUCCAAUCUAUCGGAGGGUAUGGAUGUAGAGCCAGAAGUGGCGCAGCCUUGGGCGAACCCGUGGAUAGGGCAGGGGGAGGCGACCUCAGUGGACAGUGUCGACCAAGACAUGGCUAUGGAUGUAGAGGAUUGA